Messenger RNA from Morone saxatilis (striped sea-bass), 2576 nucleotides. Its product is annotated as glycerol-3-phosphate acyltransferase 4. Gene Ontology annotation, cellular component: endoplasmic reticulum. NCBI's taxonomy places the organism in Eukaryota, Metazoa, Chordata, Actinopteri, Moronidae. Gene Ontology annotation, biological process: triglyceride biosynthetic process. The coding region runs from base 98 to 1267 and encodes 389 amino acids. The record is from RefSeq and is a predicted model, not a curated record. Gene Ontology annotation, molecular function: glycerol-3-phosphate O-acyltransferase activity. The transcript is spliced from 11 exons.
AGUGAAGUAACGUGAAGUAACUGUAUUUAAUUUUUAUGCACCUUUUGUUCCUUCUUUGCAGUGGGCCACACUUAGGAUAGAGAGAGGAGCAAAAGAAAUGAAUCACCCCUUGUACAAACCCUACUCGAAUGCUAUCAUUGCCAAGGAGCCCACCUCUUUGGAGGAGGAGAUCAAGGAGAUCCGGCGGAGCGGCAGCAACAGAGACCUGGACUCAGCCCCUGAGUUCGAGAUGUCUGACAUCUUUUAUUUUGCUCGGCGAGGAGUGGAGAGCAUCAUGGACGAUGAGGUGACCAAGCGGUUCUCUGCUGAGGAGUUGGAGUCCUGGAAUCUGCUGACCCGCAGCAACAACAACUUCCACUACAUCAGCUUGAGGCUGACCGUCCUAUGGGGGCUGGGCCUGCUGAUCCGCUACGGCUUCCUGCUGCCUCUCAGGGUAACCCUUGCCUUCACUGGUGUAGGCCUCCUUGUGGUCCUCACGUCUGUUGUCGGGCUGCUGCCGAAUGGAAGGAUUAAAAACUUUCUGAGUGAGAACGUCCAUUUGAUGUGCUACAGAAUAUGUGUCAGAGCUCUGACUGCCAUUAUAACCUACCAUGACAGUGAGAAUAAACCCAAGAAUGGGGGAAUCUGUGUCGCCAACCACACCUCGCCCAUUGAUGUCAUCAUCUUGGCUAGUGAUGGCUGCUAUGCUAUGGUUGGUCAAAUUCAUGGUGGCUUAAUCGGGGUCAUUCAGAGAUCCAUGGUCAAGGCCUGUCCACAUGUUUGGUUUGAACGCUCAGAAGUGAAAGACAGACAUCUAGUGGCCAAAAGAUUGAGUGACCACAUAGAAGAUAAAACUAAACUACCCAUCCUCAUUUUCCCAGAAGGUACCUGCAUCAACAACACAUCAGUUAUGAUGUUUAAGAAGGGCAGUUUUGAGAUUGGUGCCACAGUCUAUCCUGUGGCCAUUAAGUAUGAUCCCCGAUUUGGGGACGCCUUCUGGAAUAGCAGCAAGUUUGGAAUGGUGAACUACCUGUUACGUAUGAUGAGCAGCUGGGCCAUCGUUUGCAGUGUGUGGUACCUUCCUCCCAUGUCUAGAGAGGAGGGUGAGGAUGCUGUACAGUUUGCCAACCGUGUAAAGGCAGCCAUAGCCAGGCAAGGUGGACUGGUGGACCUCCUGUGGGACGGAGGGCUGAAACGAGGAAAGGUAAAAGAUACCUUUAAAGAAGAGCAGCAGAAACUGUACAGUAAAAUGCUGGUGGGCACCCAAGAGGACCGGAGUCGCUCCUGAAGGACCUGUGUAGACGUGGACUGGCUCAGAGACCCACUAGGGCGCCUCUGACUAAAUAAGCAGUCAGCAGGGCUCUCUUCCUCCCUACUGGUGCUCCUGGACUGGAAAAUUCCCUCUCUGAUGUCAACAGUACUCCAUUUGGCUUCCUUGGUCACUGCCUCAGCUUGGCUUGUUCAGUUUGCAUCGCUGUUACGGGUCAUUCUGAGUCUGCUGCCCUUUUGUUGGAAAAGCUCGACUGAAGCCUUGCUUGCAUUAUAAUGAAAGUAGGGUGCACACAGUACAGGAGCAUUGUCUUCCUUGGUGGCAGUCUUUUGAGGGAAAACUUGUAUUAUUAUCUAUCAUUGAGUUCCUGUCUUUGUUGGAUAGUUUUAACUUUUUAAUUUUCAUUUUACUGUCAUGUUUGUAUGAUGCUGUGGGAAAGUUACAAACCUGAUUAUACCUGGGAUGUAGAGUUACUGUAGAUUUAAAAAAAAGAAAACUAGUUUGUUUUAAAGCUGAAACCUGAGUUUGGGUUUUGCAUGACUGGCUCUCGUGCCCGUGAUUUAUGGCACAAUGCCAGAUUUUGUUACAUUUCAGAUAUUUUUAUGGGCUUUUUCCAAGAGAAAAAAAAUCUUGUAUUUUAAACUUUGUGUUUUACAUUAAGACUUGUAUCAACACAUCUGGUCACUAUAGGAAUUACAUUGCAGAUGAGCUCUCGAUAUGUUGUCCGUUUCUGUGUUUUUCCACAGAAUGUGUAAAUCCUCACAUUAUGAAGUGGAAAUUGUGCACCCAGUUUGUCUGAUGGAGGUUUAUGGAUUGAGGCAGAUACUAAUGUUCCAGCUAAUAACGCAGCAUAACUGGAGUAAAAGGGUUUUAUAGUCCAUUCAUUAAGAAUUUAUUUGAGAUGCUUUUAGCAUUAAGGCCCAUGGCACAGCUAGUGAUGUAAGAUAACGACCAUCACAACUGGUCACCUGACUAAAACAUAGUUAUAAUGACAAUUAGUUGAUACAUGUCCAUACUAAUACACCUCCUAACAGGCAUCAUGUUUUCAUUGCCUUCCUGCUUGAGCAGUGACCAUCUUGCCUAAUUUAUUUUAAAUUUCAUCAACAAACUUUCUCCUACUUGGCAGCCUCUUCAGAGAGGUUUAAAGGAGAGACAGAGUGCAGCUGUAGUUUGGACUCUCCGUUAGGCUGGAGUUGAGGAACAUGGUGGGCAGCUUUCAGGAGGUUUCUCCCUGAGGCUCUCAUCCAUCUAAUUUGCUGUUAUCAGGGAUAGUCGUUUAGACUGUCAAAUCUGUUCAUCAAAAUAAAUGUUCAAGAAUGUGACUCUA